UCAAUGCACGAGAGUUUCGAUGUUUCAUUCCUUUUACUAGCUGUCAGUAAACGCGUGAGGUUCGUGUCAUAGCUCAAGAGCGACGAGGUGGCUGGUGGACAAUCGCGCUAGCAUCUGGUUACGUCACCCCACUUCGUUCCGAUCGUGAGAAGACUCAUUCCGAGCACUGCAUCGCUCAGAUCACGCCACGAAGUGUACAAGCAUUCUGAGUAAAUAUCCGAGGACUCUUCCAAUUGCAGGUUCCAUACGCUACUUCGCAUUGCCUCUCGAAGCAAAACCUCCCCUAACAACUCAACGCCAACCGAAAAGCAUGCUGCACUCAGCCACCGAAUCAGCGAAGAAGAUAUUCGCACCAACAAGCAACUCCGAAGACCCCGGACAUGCCACCCAGUACAACAAAGGCGCGCUAGACCGCGAGGACCUCCUGCCCUCGCCAACCGACCAAUUCCACAAAUGGUUCCAGGAAGCUCAGGCCAACAACGUCUACCAGCCCGAAACCGUCGUCUUGUCUACCGCAGAACUACCCAGCGGAAGAGUUUCAGCACGCACGCUCUACAUGAAAGAGCUGGACGAGCGCGGUUUCGUCAUCUACUCAAACUGGGAUACAAGUCGCAAGGCAAGCGACAUACGAAGCAAUCCUCAUGCAGCAUUGACCUUCCACUGGCGCGAAUUGGAGCGUCAGGUUCGCGUUGAGGGAAAGGUAGAGCGGCUUACGAAUGAGGAGUCGCAGGUUUACUACGAUACGAGGAUUCGCGGUUCGAGGAUUGGGGCUUGGGCAAGUCAACAGAGUAGUGUGAUUGAAAGUAGAGAGCAGUUAGAGAAGAGAGUAGAGGAUGCGGAGAAGAGGUUUGACGGCAAGGAUAAGAUUCCGGUGCCGGAGUUUUGGGGCGGAUUGAGGAUUGUGCCGGAUAUGGUAGAGUUUUGGCAGGGACGGCCAAGUCGGUUGCACGAUCGUUUUGUUUACAGGAAGGUUGGCGGGGAGAACAGCACCGAGAAGAUGAAAGGGGCAGAGUGGAAGAUUGAGAGGCUGAGCCCGUAAGAGGGGAAGACUCGCACUCAAUUUAGCUGCUUCCGUGUUAGGCGAAGGUUCACGGAUUAUUGAGAGCUCAAACAUCAGAUCGAAAAGUCAACGGAAGUAAAAGCUACGAACAGAAGCAACGAAAAUG
Molecule: messenger RNA, 1166 nt
Organism: Alternaria rosae
Lineage: Eukaryota; Fungi; Ascomycota; Dothideomycetes; Pleosporales; Pleosporaceae
Product: pyridoxamine 5'-phosphate oxidase
Exons: 2
Coding region: 311-1039 (242 amino acids)
Biological process (GO): pyridoxine biosynthetic process
Molecular function (GO): FMN binding; pyridoxamine phosphate oxidase activity
Source: RefSeq, a predicted model, not a curated record